AGAAACGUUCGUGUUGAAAAGCCGAGCGGCUUCCGUUCCAGGAGACGCACCCCCAGAGCCCGUGAGAGCCCCCUCGCGUGCUGCGUGGCCGCCUUGGCUGUGACCGUGACCCGAAGCCACCCGAAGCCUGUCACUGCAGCCGCGGCCUGGACAAAGGAAGUAUUCUGGAUGGAUGGCUGCUGGAAACCCAUUGCCAUAGCCAGCUCUUCUUCAAUACUUAAGGAUUUACCCUGCAUUGAGUAAUGAGAAUUUCGAAACCACAUUUGAGAAGUACUUCCAUCCAGUGCUACUUGUGUUUACUUCUGAACAGUCAUUUUCUAACUGAGGCUGGCAUUCAUGUCUUCAUUUUGGGCUGUAUCAGCGCAGGUCUUCCCAAAACAGAGGCAAAUUGGCAGGACGUGAUACUUGAUUUGGAAAAAAUUGACAAUCUUAUUCAAUCUAUACAUAUGGAUACCACUCUGUAUACUGAAAGUGAUGUGCAUCCCAGUUGCAAAAUAACCGCGAUGAAGUGCUUUCUCCUGGAGUUAGGUGUUAUCUCGCUCGAGUCCGGCAGUCAUCCCAUUAAGGAAGCAGUAGAGAACCUCAUCAUCCUCGCAAACAGUGAUCUGUCUUCGAAGGGGAAUAUAACUGAAACGGGAUGCAAAGAAUGUGAAGAACUGGAGGAAAAGAGUAUUAAGGAGUUUUUGCAGAGUUUCGUGCAUAUCGUACAAAUGUUCAUCAACUCCUCUUGAUGGCAAAGGAUCUGCUUCGGCAUUUCUGCGAUUAACCAGCGUCUUCCCACGGCUCGAAGGCCGUGAAACCCUCUGCAGGUCGUUCGGGCCGCCUGAACGAAUUUUUCUAACGAGAAGAUGAUCCGGAAUCUCGGGUCGGAUGAACUCUUAGAAACUGAAGGCAGAAAAAUGGCAUCGAGGGACGUGUCCGUGAACUGUCCUCGUGCUGAUUUUGUUCAUUUAUUCUUAAUUUAUUACCGACGUUGUACAUAUCUGUAGCAUACUAUAGAGCAUUGAAUAAAAUCGUGUACAUACA
Molecule: messenger RNA, 1026 nt
Organism: Canis lupus familiaris (dog)
Lineage: Eukaryota; Metazoa; Chordata; Mammalia; Carnivora; Canidae
Gene: IL15
Product: interleukin 15
Biological process (GO): positive regulation of cytokine production; positive regulation of tyrosine phosphorylation of STAT protein; neutrophil activation
Cellular component (GO): extracellular region
Molecular function (GO): cytokine activity; cytokine receptor binding
Source: RefSeq, marked validated